Molecule: messenger RNA, 564 nt
Organism: Morone saxatilis (striped sea-bass)
Lineage: Eukaryota; Metazoa; Chordata; Actinopteri; Moronidae
Product: phospholipid transfer protein-like
Molecular function (GO): lipid binding
Source: RefSeq, a predicted model, not a curated record
AUCUGUCCUUCUAUUCAGAAUUUCAUUCCUCAAGUUAACUCCAUGUCAGACCAGCUGACCAUGAGGAUGAAUCUGCCCAGCGAGCUGACCUCAAAGCUGAAUGUGCCUGGAGGCCAAGAAAUCAUCAUCGAUUAUUCUGUGACCGGAGACGUGAGAGUGAGCGCCAACAGCCUCGAUAUUCCUUUCAGAGGUUUUGUGUCCACGCCGGGCAGCAACGUUGACCCUGAUUCAAUCAGAAAAGGUGAAGAUCCUGUUUUCACACAGACUGACCAGAUGGCUUAUGUGGGUAUCUCUGAGUUCUUCUUGAACAGCGCCACCACAUCGCUCCACAGGGCCGGGGCCAUGAGCAUGACUGACCAGGUGACGCAGCCAAUUUGGUGGGGUUUUCUGAAAUUUCUGCAAGUGUUUACGCAUCCGUUUGACCUGAUGAAUCCGAUGUCCAGUGAAGUGGUCGUUGUCGAGGUUCCUGAGAUCAGCAUCACUCAGGAUAAAGGAGUGAUUCUCAAAGUCCCGAAAGUCAUCUACAAAUGCACUGCAGGGCAGGACGUUCUGUCAGUGGAGGCG